Messenger RNA from Rhododendron vialii, 1357 nucleotides. RefSeq names its product short-chain dehydrogenase reductase 3b-like. Lineage: Eukaryota; Viridiplantae; Streptophyta; Magnoliopsida; Ericales; Ericaceae. Bases 3 to 905 code for a protein of 300 amino acids. The record is from RefSeq and is a predicted model, not a curated record. The transcript has 2 exons.
UUAUGCACUUGUAUCCUUGCAUACAUUGCGGAAGCCAUUCCUUCCACAUCAGUCUCCUGAUCAAAAUGUCCAAGCCAAGGAGACUAGAAGGGAAGGUUGCGAUAAUAACUGGAGCAGCUAGUGGGAUUGGGGAGGCAGCUGCAAAAGUAUUCGUGGAGAAUGGAGCUUUUGUGGUGGUAGCUGACAUUCAAGAGGAAUUGGGUCUUAAAGUGGUGGCUUCCAUAGCAGGCCCUGAUCACAGAGCUAUUUACAAGAACUGCGAUGUUACGGUGGAGAAGCAGGUGGAAGAAACCGUGGCUUUCGCUAUCGAGAAAUACGGCACCCUCGAUAUCAUGUACAGCAAUGCUGGGAUCCUGGGUCCAAUGGAGAGCAUCCUAGACAUGGAAAUGGAGGAGGGCUUCGACCGAACCGUGGCCGUAAAUUUAAGAGGAUCAGCAUUAUGCAUAAAGCAUGCUGCUCGAGCCAUGGUUAAGAGACAAGUAAGGGGAUCCAUCAUUUGCACGGCAAGCUCGGCGUCCAUUCUAGGAGGGUUGGGUCCCGUCAGUUACACUGCUUCGAAGCAUGGUUUGGUGGGUCUGGUUAGAGCUGCGGCGAGUGAGCUUGGAAAGCAUGGGAUAAGGGUCAAUUGUGUUUCUCCUUACUUUGUUGCCACUCCCCUGGUGAUGCCGGGGAUGUCAGCGGUGGGGAUCGAGGAUCCGAGCGCAGCUGAAGCACUAGCAAGUUCCGCAGGCAACUUGAAAGGAAUUGCCUUGAAAGCUAACCAUGUCGCGGAGGCUGCUCUCUUCCUCGCUUCCGAUGAAUCUGUUUUUGUCAGUGGCCAUAAUUUAGCUGUUGAUGGGGGUUUCACUGUUGUUGACAAUUCCAUCGCUACGUUGAUGCAAAAUGCACAUAAAACAGUGAUGUGAUUAUCGAUCGAUAUCGCCAUUUUCUUGGUUUAUUAGGGAGAGGAGUGUUCCUGGCAUUAUUGUCCCUAGCCUAGUUGGAGUUCUUAAGUUUUCCAGUAUGACUAUUGGUUUUCACAUUUGGUUGAAAUGUUACUUCAGUUAACAAAGGACGAAAUGCAAGUGGUUUAUAGCCUGGGAAAACCAAUAUUUAGCCAUUUACCUCAAUAUUCUCAUCAAUAGUUUACAUCUUGCAACAGUACCUCGCCUAAAUUUAGGGCUGUAAACGAGCCGAAUCGAGCCGAAUAUUAGAAUACUCAGAUUCGUUCGUUAAGUUUUUUAGCGAACUCGAGCUCGAGCCGAACUCAAUGAAAAUUAUGACGAGCCAAACUCGAACCGAGCUUGCCCAGGUUUGGGUCGAACUCGAGCUUGUUUACGAGCCUUAACGAUUCAAUAAUAUCAUAUUUUUAUGUUCU